AUGAUUACAACGACAAACUCAACAGUGGGUGGAAUAGAAGGAUUUAAAGUAUGGCUAUGUUCCCCCUCCUUAGCAGUUGGGUUUCAACAACAAUCGAUUUAUUUCUCAGCAAUUAACAUUUUCCUCUCCAUCACAGCAUUUCUUGGGAAUUUUCUAAUCCUCGUUGCCCUUAACAAGGAAUCGUCCCUUCAUCCACCGUCCAAACUCUUGUAUCGUAGUCUGGCAACAACUGAUUUGUUGGUUGGUCUUGUUACCCAGCCUCUCGCUGCUACUCAUUGGAUGUCCUUGGUUCACGAACAUUGGAGUUUUUGUCAAUACGCAAGGGGCGCAGCCUUCAAAUCGGGCUUUGUAUUAUGUUCAGUGUCUUUGUUGACGUUGACGGCCAUAAGCGUGGACAGACUUCUCGCUCUGUUGUUGGGAAUAAGAUACAGACAAAUAGUAACGUUAAAGCGAACAGGUAUCAUUACAGCUUCUUUUUGGAUUUUAUCCGUCGCCGCUGGGUUAUUUUCCAUUUUGCAUAAUCGAAUAGCCAUUUCGUGUUAUAUUAUAGUCAUACCGUCAUGCUCAGUGAUCUCAAUCGCCUCGUACACAAAAAUAUUUGGCACUCUUAGACAUCAUCAGACUCAUGUACAAGAUCAUGUUCAACAACAGCCGAGCCAACCAAAUGCAAUGAACAUGGCGCGAUACAGGAAGGCAGUAAACAGUGCACUGUGGGUGCAGUUAGCAUUAGUUGUUUGUUAUGUACCAAAAUUUAUAAUCUUGAUUGUGAUCUCUCAUGCAAAAACUUAUUCUUCUCAUGUAGUCGUUAUAACUGCAAUAGCAAAUAUUUUAACAUAUUUUAACUCCACUUUGAACCCGUUUCUUUACUGUUGGAAAAUCAAAGAAGUGAGACAAGCAGUAAAGCAGACAAUCCGACAAGCACUUUGCUUUCUAUGGACUUAG
Pocillopora verrucosa is the source of this 942-nucleotide messenger RNA. RefSeq names its product melanocortin receptor 5-like. The record is from RefSeq and is a predicted model, not a curated record. Gene Ontology annotation, molecular function: G protein-coupled receptor activity. Gene Ontology annotation, biological process: G protein-coupled receptor signaling pathway. Lineage: Eukaryota; Metazoa; Cnidaria; Anthozoa; Scleractinia; Pocilloporidae. Gene Ontology annotation, cellular component: plasma membrane.